Guyanagaster necrorhizus is the source of this 3211-nucleotide messenger RNA. RefSeq lists its product as uncharacterized. The transcript has 11 exons. The record is from RefSeq and is a predicted model, not a curated record. NCBI's taxonomy places the organism in Eukaryota, Fungi, Basidiomycota, Agaricomycetes, Agaricales, Physalacriaceae. Bases 142 to 2955 code for a protein of 937 amino acids.
GACAGAUCUUUAUCGAUGAAACAUACUGAACGUGACCGAUACUGCACUUGAAUAGCUUCAACUGGUAAAGAUCACAAACGGACCGCCACAAUCAUCUCUCACCGCUUUCAUCACUUUCACCACUUUCAACAUCCCGCCACGAUGCACUAUGAAAGGCGAAUACAAAAAGCAAAUCCCGGGACAAUCCAAGACAAGUUUCUCGUCGGAUAUCAAGGGUGGUUUACUUGUGGUGGGGACGGUGAGCCGGUCGGCGAAGGCCACCACGGCUGGCUUCAUUGGUUCAACUACCCAAUCACUGACGGCGGAAAACCCAAUAUCGAUGUCUGGCCCGAUGUUUCAACCUAUUCACCCUCAGAGUUAUUCCCAGCGCCAGGGCUCAAGUUCCAGUCAGGAGAACAGGCGUUUCUAUUUUCUUCAAGACAUCCGAAAACUGUCAAGAGGCAUUUCCACUGGAUGGCGGAGCAUGGCGUAGAUGGAGCCUUCCUACAGCGAUUUGCGGGAGAAGUCGAUAUUGAAGGCGGUGCGGUCGGGAAUCUGCGUAUACGUGAUGAAGUCGGAGAUGCAGUAAUGCGCGCAGCAGAGGAAGAGGGCAGAGUCUUUGCCAUAAUGUAUGAUGUAACAGGUGCGCCACCAGAUCGCAUACAACGAAUUCUAGAGCGAGAUUGGACCCAUCUCGUACGAGAGAAAGGAGUUCUCGACAGUCCAAACUAUCUCCACGAGAAGGGUAAACCUGUCAUUGCACUAUGGGGAUUCGGGUUUGCCGAGGCGGGACAUACCCCAGCCCUCCUACGCGCUAUAACGAAUUCAAUACGGAAUCUUACGCCUGGUGGUGCAUAUCUGAUGGCUGGCACGCCCACACACUGGCGUACUUCCGAAAGCGACGCCGAUCCGGACCCUAGAUUUCUGGACGUUUGGCUAAAUGAAUUUGACGCGAUAUCUCCGUGGACGGUUGGACGAUAUCGAAGCGACGAAGAUAUAGAAAGGUUUGCUGAGACCAAGAUGAAGGGUGAUAUGGACUUGCUGAAAAGGCAUUCUGAGAAUGGCGGUCGCAAGAUUGACUACAUACCUGUUGUCCUUCCCGGCAGUACAGGCUUCAACCUCACUGAAGGCAGAUGGACGUGGAAUGACAUGAAACGGAAAGGAGGGAGGUUCCUUUGGAAACAAAUUUUCCACGCGAAACGGCUCGGUAUUCGGACGAUAUACGGAGCCAUGUGGGACGAGUACGACGAAGGUACAGCGUUUAUGCCAAUUGUGAGCAAAAAAAGCAUGCUGCCUCAGUCAGACAAGUACCGCUUCAUGGCCCUCGAUGAAGACGGUUAUGAUCUACCUCCAGACUGGUACAUGCGAAUCUGUGGCUUUGCUGCUGAAGGGUUACGCAGUGAACGGUUAAUCCAUGAGACUUUUCCUGUAAAGGAGCUCGAAGACUACUGGUCCACCCGACCGAAGUAUGAAGAAGACCCUGAGAAAAAGGAAGUAGACGGAGGACAGGCCUACCAAGCAUGGUUGUUCACGCAAAAGGGGCAGAAGGAUGAACUUCCCCCUCCUCCGUACUCGUUGGAGGUGGACGAAGCUGGACCGUCAGCGUCAGGCUCCGGGUCAGGCUCUACGUCUCGUCCGGUGGACGUCACGGUUCCAGCGCAUGCCUCAGCCCAAACUGGAGCGCUAAACAGCAGUUCCAACGUUUUGUAUGGUCGACCGGCAGAUACUUACCCUCAUUCGUCAUACGUGGGGCCAUCACCUUCAUCUUUUCCGUCAGGCUCGUCGUUGUUGUACGCGGGAUCACCUAAUGUGCCUCAUACAAUGACUAGUUCUUCGGGGUCCUUGCACGCUACCUCAACACACCAGUCGAUAUCGACGUCUUCCACAUAUAAUGAUACCAUAUCCUCACUCACAAAUGACUUUGCCCGUCAAGAUAUUUCAUCUUCCUCUCCACCUCCAGUUACAUCUUCCGCUCGACCUGCUUUGUCACCUCCCCCACUCCAUCCUGCGUCAACUUCUGCCAACCGACCACCUCAAAGGCCCCUUCAAUCUCAAUCAUCAUUUAGUGUCACACCUCCACCCGUACAUCCCUUAAUAGCCAAACGUCCUUCAUCUGCCUCCGUCUCUCGCGCUGAGUCUUCAUCUUCCAGACCUCCACCCCUACCUGCAGUUGAAACCCGCCCAACCAGCACGGCUUCAGUCCGUCCUUCCCCUAGUGUCAAUUACCAAACUCGUCCGCCUUCAAGACCGCAACAGCAAUCUUCCCCACAAUGGUCUCCGCCGGAAUGGGGCACAUCUCCACUCGGACCAAGACCGGAAUCGGUUCCCUAUCCAGGUUACUCGAGACCUUCGCGCCCACCAGGUUCUCCUCCUCGGCCUUUUGGCCGACCUCCACCGCUUCCUAGACCUCCUUCUCCAGGCUCGUAUAGACCCCCAUCUCCCGGCUCGUAUAGACCUCCGUCUCCUCCCGUAUCGUUCCCUUCGGCCAUGGGACCUUCGUAUCCCCCAUCACCUGGAUCCCUACCUCCUCCAGUGAUGUUCCCUCCACCACCACCGCCUCAAGAUUUGUACCGGCCGACAUAUGCCUACCCAGAACCUCAGCUGUCACCUUCGAGCCCCACAUUCCCGGUACAAUCGAAUUAUCCCGGUCAGCUGAAUUAUCCUGGCCAAGGGCAGUUCAGUUAUCCGUCGUAUCCAUCGUACCCUGGACAAGGACAAGGCUACCCUGGACAGUCUUCCUUUCCCGGGCAGUUUGAUCAGCCUCCGCCUGGUGGAUACAUCUAUUCACAGCCCCAGCCCCAGCCUCAACAGGGGUCCGGGUAUUACAAUAACAACGCUCUUCCGCCUCCAGGGCAACCUGCGAAUUCAAGCACCUCGUCGUACUUGGGUUCUGCGCUGACUGCAGUCGCGGGGAAGAAGCGGGGAGAUCAGCUUAUGCAAAGUGGGAGUAAGCUAUUUAACAAGUUUACGAAGUAGGUGAGGAAAGAAACGAGAUAGUUUUUAACCUAUGUAUUCGAUCUGCUUUACUUUGGACAAUCUCAAAAACGAGCGGGAUAUUACUACUAGUUCAUACAGAUCUACCUGUUUACAGUCGAGCAUCGGCUUAUUCGAACAUCUGCCCGCUACAGUGUGAUUGGCAAUCUGGCGUGCGCGACAAGUAUAUAUAUUAUUAGACGAUGGAAUGCACUACAGGAUUUCGGCAAAGCAAUUAAAAUAGAUCGAACCUUUUUGG